Messenger RNA from Acaulospora colombiana, 2781 nucleotides. Lineage: Eukaryota; Fungi; Glomeromycota; Glomeromycetes; Diversisporales; Acaulosporaceae. The record is from the annotation of a GenBank genome assembly.
CUCAGCGAACUCGUCUACAUUAUCGCAGUCUUUGCCUCCUCCUCCUCGCGUCAAGAAGCCAUAUUGAUAAAGAUUGGAAUUCGUCAAAGGAGUGACGAGGAAGGGGUUGCGUCCAAGCUGGGUUGCCCUUGCUGCUUCCCGUCACUUGGCAAACGUGCCACGGCCAGUCUAGUUGACCGCAAUGGCCUCCAUAUCUGCGAGAAUGCUGCAAAGAAGUGCUUUCUCUUUGAUAAAAUACAGAAACAUCGAGUGUGUCAGAGUGCAUUGGUUGAGCUUCAGGAAAUUCGUCCUGGGUGGAAUGCGACUUUCAACCCUGCCGAGCCUCCUAACAGUAUAUGCAACCCCACAAUGGGGUGGCUUUCCGUUAGAGAACUCUGGGCAACAAAGUCUCGUCUAGUCUCGACGCAACCCCUCUGUCUAUUCAUGGAAGACGAUCGAGCUGCCAAAGCAGCACGUGCAAAGGCGUUGCUAAACAAGAGGCGUGCAAACAAAGCCCCUACUCCUGGCGCAAAUUCAACAGAGGCUUCAACACAAGCGCACCCCAGUCCACCAGGAUCCACAUACUCACCCUCAGUGGGAACACCGACGCCCGCUUCUCCCGCCGUAAAUACUGUAAAUCUCAAGGAGGAAGAACCUUCUAGCGGACCCACCAAUCACGAACGGCAAGCGUCGACAGAAUCACGGAGAGACUCUCGUUCAAAUGGACACGACCCAUAUGCAGCAUUGGUGCGAACACGGUCACCAAUAUCCUCACCCUCUGUCGAUGAAUCACCACUGCAAAGGCUGGUCCAAAAUCAACAGCAAACCAUUUCGCUUUUAGUAUCGGAAAAAGCAUCUCUUGCGGCGGCUUUGGAGAGGUUAGAAGGCCUAGACGAAAAAUAUGGUUCUGUCGCUGGUCAAUUAGAAGCGAGUAAAAGAGCUGCACAAACACUAGAGGGACGUUCUAGGGACCUAGAAAUCGAAUUAUCACGCGUCCAAAAACAAAACGAACAAUUCACGACAAAGGAUAAGGCUUCCGUAGAGGCUCUACGACAAAAGGAGAGAGAUCUAGAGUUGUCGCGAAAGGAGGCAGAAGACAUGAGGAAGAGAGCGGAUCAGCUAGAAACCAAACUGCGCGAUUUGCAGGAGCAAAUACAAGCAGAUGACCGAGUUGAACGAUUACAAGCAUCGCUCAAGAGCUCAGAAGAAAGAUCUCAAUCGUUGGAGACACAGCUGGCACGAACGAAGCAGGACGAGGCUAUUGCCAAGUUGAACAGUCUCAAGGCUGAAGAGGAGAAGCUGAGAUCGGAACAUCAGUCGCUCCAUGCGAUUGUCGACGAAUCCAAGGCGAAAAUUGACAGUCUUAGCGCAGAGCUAGAUUCCUUGCGGUCAGCUCACGAAGCUCUCAUCAAGGAGGCUAAAAAGCAUGCUAGCACAGUGGACGAACUCACCCGCAAGAUUUCGGUAGAAGGCGGUAAAUCGACCAUGCAAGAAAAGAAACUCAAAGCACUCCAAAACGAACUCGCAGCCGCUAAAAAGCAUGCUGAUGAGGCAGAGGCCGCCCACAAAAAUCUGCAAAAUGAGAAUGUGGGACUGAUGGCGUCGUUGAACGAGAUGCGACCCCGGUUGAUGCAGCUCACUGAGGAAAAGCUGAAUCUGACAGAGGCGAUCGAGAAGCUUGAGGAGGAUCGUCACGUCCACGAGAAAGCCGUGUCGGAUUUGGAAGUGACCAUCGAAGAGUUGCGGGCACGCUGCGAGACGUUAGAGGGCGAGAAGGCAAAGUUGGAAGGGUCAUUAGAGGCAGAACGAGAUGCCAUGGACCAAGACAUGGAGCGUCUACAACAGGCGCUGUCUCAAACCGAGGCCGAACUGCAGAGGACUGUCACGAGUGUGAAAGACCUCGAAACAGAAAGGGGAAUUCACAGACAAGCCGUCGAACGAUAUCAAAUCGAGAUGGAUAAGCUGGAUGCCGAACUUGCCGAUCUGCGAGCUCAGUACACGACAUUACAAGAUGACUUUGCCGCCUCUCAAAAUGCCCGGGAGCAAGAUGCAAACAUCCUGGAAGAAUCGCACGCCGUUGUCCAGCGGGCCAAUGCCGAAGUAGAAGCAUUACGCAACGAAGUGCUGUCGAAAGAGGAGGAGAUUGAACAGCUAAAGGCUGAAGCUGCGCACACGAAUACAAAACCUCAACGCGGUCAUCAGCGGAACCCGUCUCUGGAUAAUGAGAUGUUCGAGUCCGAUGGAACAUUUGAAUUAUCACAGGCAAGAUCUAGAAUCCGGAACCUGGAGACGACAAUAUUCCAGGAGCAGGCCAAGGCACACAAUCUCAGAAAGCAAGUCAAUUCGCUGGAGGAGGAGCUGCAUAGACUCCGCAGGACGUCUCGACCACAUCAAGUGACGCCGACGUUCCAAUCACCGGCAUUGUCACAUAAAGAUCUUCCGCUGGAAACUCCAUUGGACUCCGCCCUUCCCCCUGACGUCCGGCACAAGCGCAAAAUCAGUUUGAGUAUGCUUCGCGCUCGAAUAGAUGGCGAGGCCGCCUUGUCUCAUUCUGCUGGCGGGUUGGGAGCUUCUCCACGACCCUCCCUUGCGCGCAAUCUAUCAUCUUCAUUACACCCAAUGCAGGAAGAAGAAACCGAGACCGAGGCAGAUGAGAAGAUGCCGCUCAAGGCAGACCCCGGUCCGUCUGGGUCGAGUUCGCAUAUCGUCGUGCCACGAAUAGAACGAAGACGGCCACAAUUUUUAGACGACUCGCACGUCUUUUGGUGUAGUUGCUGUCGGGGAGACCUGGUUGUCCUCUAG